Drosophila arizonae is the source of this 1904-nucleotide messenger RNA. Its product is annotated as glucose dehydrogenase [FAD, quinone]. Gene Ontology annotation, molecular function: oxidoreductase activity, acting on CH-OH group of donors; flavin adenine dinucleotide binding. The record is from RefSeq and is a predicted model, not a curated record. NCBI's taxonomy places the organism in Eukaryota, Metazoa, Arthropoda, Insecta, Diptera, Drosophilidae.
UUGGAUUUGACAAUUACUGAAACAUGGCGUUUGGCACAAUGACGUCUUUGCUUGGCAUGAUCCCGCUACUGGCGAUCGGCAUGAACUUCUAUCGCUAUCAAAGCAUCGAUCCCGAGAACAAAGUCCAGGAGCCAUCAAUCAUCCGUCGCCAAUAUGAUUUCGUCGUGAUUGGCGGAGGCUCAGCUGGCGCUGUGGUGGCCAAUCGCUUGAGCGAGGUGCGCAAUUGGACGGUGCUGUUGCUGGAGGCGGGCGGCGAUGAGACGGAGAUCUCGGAUGUGCCCGCGCUGGCGGGCUAUCUGCAGCUGACCGAGCUGGACUGGAAGUACCAGACGACGCCCUCGUCGACGCGCCAAUACUGCCAGGCCAUGAAGGGCGAUCGCUGCUUCUGGCCACGCGGCAAGGUGCUCGGCGGCAGCUCGGUGCUGAAUGCCAUGGUCUAUGUGCGCGGCUCGAGGAACGACUACGACCACUGGGCUUCGCUGGGCAAUCCCGGCUGGGACUACAAUACCAUGCUCAAGUACUUUUUGAAAUCGGAGGACGUGCGUAAUCCAUAUUUGGCGGCCACGCCCUACCACGAGACCGGCGGCUAUUUGACGGUGCAGGAGGCGCCCUGGCGCACCCCGCUCUCCAUUGCCUUCCUGCAGGCGGGCAUUGAGAUGGGCUACGAGAAUCGGGACAUAAAUGGCGCCAAGCAGACGGGAUUCAUGCUCACCCAGAGCACCAUACGGCGCGGUGCACGCUGCAGCACCGGCAAGGCCUUCAUUCGCCCCGUGCGGCUCCGUAAGAAUCUGGACGUGCUGCUCCAUGCGGAGGCCACGCGCCUGCUGAUCGACAAGGACAAGCGCACCAUCGGCGUGGAGUACAUUAAAGGGGGACGCAAGCAGCUGGUGUUUGUCAGACGCGAGGUCAUUCUCAGUGCCGGAGCACUCAACUCGCCAAAGCUGUUGAUGCUGAGCGGAAUCGGUCCAGCUGAGCAUCUGCAGGAGCAUAAUAUUCCCGUUAUAUCGGAUCUACCGGUGGGCAACAACAUGCAGGAUCACGUGGGCCUGGGCGGGCUCACGUUUGUGGUGGAUGCACCGCUGACCGUGACACGGAAUCGCUUCCAGACGAUACCCGUCUCCAUGGAGUACAUACUGAGGGAGCGCGGUCCGAUGACCUUUUCGGGCGUCGAGGGCGUCGCCUUCUUGAACACCAAAUACCAGGAUCCGUCAGUCGACUGGCCAGACGUACAGUUUCACUUUCUGCCCAGCUCCAUUAACUCUGAUGGCGGCGAGCAGAUACGCAAGAUACUGAAUCUAAGGGAUGGCUUCUACAACACCGUCUACAAGCCGCUUCAGCACAGCGAGACCUGGUCCAUACUGCCGCUCCUGCUGCGGCCCAAGAGCAGCGGCUGGGUGCGCUUGAACUCGCGCAAUCCGCAGCAGCCGCCCAAGCUGAUACCCAACUACUUUGCACACCAGCAGGACAUCAAUGUGCUGGUCGAGGGCAUCAAGCUGGCCAUCAAUGUGUCCAAUACGCAGGCCUUCCAGCGAUUCGGCUCGCGGCUGCAUAACAUACCGUUGCCCGGCUGCCGCCACCUGAAGUUCCAAUCGGACGCGUAUUGGGCCUGCUGCAUCAAGCAGUUCACAUUCACCAUUUACCAUCCGUCGGGCACUUGUCGCAUGGGUCCCAGCUGGGAUGCGACUGCCGUUGUGGAUCCCCGCCUGCGCGUCUAUGGCGUCUCGGGGCUGCGUGUUGUCGAUGCCAGCAUCAUGCCGACCAUUGUCAAUGGCAAUCCGAAUGCGCCGGUCAUUGCGAUCGGCGAGAAGGCAUCGGACAUGAUCAAAGAGGAUUGGGGCGCACGCCGUGCACCAGCCGCCGGCUAGCAGCACUCGAUGUCUACUAUUAAUUUAAUCAACUAGUCA